Gastrolobium bilobum is the source of this 2385-nucleotide messenger RNA. Its product is annotated as hydroxyproline O-galactosyltransferase GALT6-like. The record is from RefSeq and is a predicted model, not a curated record. Gene Ontology annotation, cellular component: Golgi membrane. Gene Ontology annotation, molecular function: galactosyltransferase activity; carbohydrate binding. The transcript has 7 exons. NCBI's taxonomy places the organism in Eukaryota, Viridiplantae, Streptophyta, Magnoliopsida, Fabales, Fabaceae. The coding region runs from base 146 to 2095 and encodes 649 amino acids.
AGACGUGUUGACGUGUUUACGUUGGAGCAGAUAUAUAUAUAUAUAUAUAGAGAGAGAGAGAGAGAGAGAGAGAGAGUUACACAGUAAUCUUCAGCAGGGGGCGGUUUUGUUAUCGUGGCUGCUGCUAAAAUAGAAAACCUGAGAGAUGAAGAGGAAGUUUGAAACUUUGGUUUGGUUAACGAGGAAAAGAUCGAUUCAGUUUCUGAUUGGAGUUGGUCUUUUGUACCUUGUGGUGUUCACGCUCGAAAUCCCCUUCGUCUUCAAAACCGGGUUCGGUGCCGUCACAACUCGCCCUCCGAGCCUACUCAGCGAGGAGGAGGACCACACCGAAGAGAGAGAAGCCCCAACUCGCCCCUUCAAAACGGUUUCCAACGCACUCCCACCGAGUCAACUCGCUCGCCGGAAAAUCCUCUCCGGUUUGGUUUUAAACGACGCGACGUUCGACCUGAGCGGGAAGGACGGGUCCUUCGAGCUCUACAAGCUAGCCAAGAACGCACGCGAGGUUGGGUUGAACCUUUGGCAAGACAUCCAAUCGGGUAACCCGCGACCCGUUUUGAAGAAGCCAGAGAACCGGUCGGAUUCAUGCCCGGGUUCGGUGUCGGUAUCCGGGUCGGAUUUCUCGGGUGUGGUGGGGCUUCCCUGUGGGCUCACAUUGGGGUCCCACGUAACGGUCGUGGGGAAGCCGUUGGCGGCGCACCCGGAUUUCGAGCCGCGGAUAUCGGUGGUGAAGGAGGACAAUGAACCGGUGAUGGUGUCUCAGUUCGUGGUGGAGUUGCAGGGUCUGAAGACGGUGGAUGGUGAAGACCCUCCUCGGAUUUUUCACUUUAAUCCAAGGUUGAAGGGUGAUUGGAGUGAAAAGCCCGUGAUUGAGCUUAACACGUGCUACCGCAUGCAGUGGGGUGCUUCUCUCAGGUGUGAUGGUUGGAAAUCCAAGGCUGAUGAUGAUACUGUUGAUAGGCUAGUGAAGUGUGAGAAGUGGAUCAGGGAUGAUGAAGAUCAUGGAGAGGAGUCUAAGGCAACAUGGUGGUUGAAUAGAUUGAUAGGUCGCACAAAGAGAGUAACAAUUGAUUGGCCAUUCCCGUUUUCUGAGAAUAAGCUUUUUGUUCUUACUCUUAGUGCUGGAAUGGAGGGUUAUCAUGUUACUGUUGAUGGGAGGCAUGUGGCUUCUUUUCCUUAUCGCACUGGAUUUGCUCUUGAGGAUGCCACCGGGCUUUCUUUGGCUGGAGACAUUGAUGUCCACUCCAUAUUUGCUGCAUCUUUGCCUUCAUCACAUCCUAGUUUUGCCCCGCAGCGGCAUCUUGAAUAUUCGACCAGAUGGUGUGCUCAGCCACUAACUGGCUCCGGUGUAGAAUUGUUCAUCGGCAUCCUCUCGGCCGGAAACCAUUUUGCUGAGAGGAUGGCUGUGAGAAAGUCAUGGAUGCAGCAUAGGCUUAUCAAGUCUGCAAAAGUGGUGGCUCGUUUCUUUGUAGCACUGAGCCCGAGAAAAGAAGUUAAUGCAGAGUUGAAGAAGGAAGCAGAAUUUUUUGGUGAUAUUGUUAUAGUGCCUUACCUGGAUAACUAUGACCUUGUUGUGUUGAAAACAGUGGCCAUAUGUGAAUAUGGGGUUCAUACAGUUUCUGCUAAGUAUAUCAUGAAAGGUGAUGAUGACACUUUUGUAAGAGUGGAUGCUGUUAUCAAUGAAGCAAGGAAGGUUCCCGAUGAUAAGAGCUUUUAUAUUGGGAACAUAAAUUAUUACCACAAACCCUUGCGCUAUGGUAAAUGGGAAGUGACAUACGAGGAGUGGCCAGAAGAGGAUUACCCACCCUAUGCUAAUGGACCGGGUUAUAUAUUGGCAUCUGAUAUUGCACGCUACAUUGUAUCUGAAUUUGAGAUGCAUAAAUUAAGGUUGUUUAAGAUGGAAGAUGUGAGUAUGGGAAUGUGGGUAGAGCAAUUUAACCGCACAAAACCAGUGCACUACUCGCAUAGCUUGAAUUUCUGCCAGUUUGGUUGCAUAGAAGACUAUUACACAGCCCAUUACCAAUCUCCAAGGCAGAUGAUGUGCCUGUGGGAUAAAUUGCAAAGGAAGACAAGGCCUCAAUGCUGUAAUAUGAGAUGACCACGAAGUAUAGGUUGUCAUCUUUUAAUCCAGUGAAAGGGACCAAGAAAAUGAGUUUUGCAGUGAAGCCAUAGUAGCAUCGAGUAUUGUAUAUAACUGUGGAGCUUGGUUAGUUCAACGUCCAUCUGUAUAAAAUGACCUUUUGAAUCUCAGUAUUUGUUAUUGUUUUUUGGUUCUGUUUUUGGCCCCCCUUUCUGGGGUUCUCAAUUCUUUUGGGACGGAAUUGGAAGGAAUAUGAAGAUGGGAGAGGAAUAUUUUAUUGAUGCUGAUACAAGUUCUGUGAAAUAAUU